Messenger RNA from Haliotis rufescens (red abalone), 976 nucleotides. RefSeq names its product sarcoplasmic calcium-binding protein-like. Gene Ontology annotation, molecular function: calcium ion binding. The coding region runs from base 147 to 773 and encodes 208 amino acids. The record is from RefSeq and is a predicted model, not a curated record. The transcript has a single exon. Lineage: Eukaryota; Metazoa; Mollusca; Gastropoda; Lepetellida; Haliotidae.
CUCAGUCAGCGUCCAUCUUCCAGUUGAGACGGGAACUCUCAACAGCGUUGUCACAGAGAGGAAAAUACGUCAGAACACUCGUCAAUCUCAUACAUACAAGGUGAUAGAAGUCCACCUGCACUGCUUCAGAGUUUCAUCAAACCACCAUGGCUGACAACGCACUGCUUGAGUCGAAAAUUCGUGCUUGGUUCAAGAUGACCGACGCCAAGAAGGACGGGUGUAUGUGUCGAGAAGACUUCCAGCUCAUCGCAGACAGAUUUGUUGCAGAAUAUAAGCUCGGUCCGGAGAAAGCCACGGAAAUCCGAAACUGGUUGGUGGACGGCUGGGACAAAAUCCUCCAUGACGAGACGUGUGACAUCAAAGCCUUGGAAGCAGACUUGCCGCUGGUAGUAGCGGUGAACGCUAAACUCAGAUCCGGGGAAAAGAUCAGUGAAGAUGAUUUCACGGAAGCCUUCCUCCAACUCCGAAACAAGGACUUGUCCCUGGCGAAGAAGAGUCUGGAGAACAUGAUCGACGUCUUCUUCGGCAUCUUUGACGCCAACGCUGACGGUUUCAUCAUCAUGCCAGAGAUGGUGGUCGCCAUGAAGUGUUUCGGAUUGGAGAAUUCGGAACUCGUCAAGCAGACUUUUGAGUGCAUGGACAAAGAUAAGGACGGGAAGCUGAGCAAGGAUGACUAUAUUGGAAGUUGGACUGAUUUCUUUUUUGGUGAAGAGAGUGAGAAUCCACUUCUCACAUGCUUUGCUGCGUUCAUGGCUCCAGGGGCUGCAUCAUAGACUUGUUAGUGCAAUGUUCAUGGAGAGUACUGUUCCGAGAAUGUUCACAUGCAGAUCAUGAGUUAUGCGUGGACAGAUAAGGGAAUGCGGUUUGUAUUUGCAGCUGUUUAAAGUAUGGCAAGUACAAUGGCUUUACACACCCUUGUAAUGUACAUGUACUACAUGAUUUGUAAGCUUUAAGAGAAAUAAAAGUUAUCGAUGUA